Molecule: messenger RNA, 1500 nt
Organism: Penicillium subrubescens
Lineage: Eukaryota; Fungi; Ascomycota; Eurotiomycetes; Eurotiales; Aspergillaceae
Exons: 3
Coding region: 1-1500 (499 amino acids)
Biological process (GO): regulation of DNA-templated transcription
Molecular function (GO): DNA-binding transcription factor activity, RNA polymerase II-specific; zinc ion binding
Source: RefSeq, a predicted model, not a curated record
AUGUCCCGCUCAAUGCGGAGCUUGAAUCAUCAGGAGCUUAGCCCGGCUGCUGAGAUGGAUAGCAAGAUGCGGAAUCCUCAGCGUCGCCGAGUGCCAGUUGCUUGUGGUCGAUGCCGACGGCGAAAGAUCAAAUGCAGCGGAGAUGCUGGCGAUGGCCAGGGCUGCUCAAACUGUUGCAGUGCUGGCAACACAGACUGCCAGUUCCUACGAGUCAACUCCAACUCCUUGAAGCUGACCCCUACGGCUAACGGCUGGCCGUAUCCUAAUCCAGGAGCGGCGGCUGUACCUUCUCCUCGACUGGGCAUGUAUACAACUACCACAGCAGGCAAGCCCACACUGCUCUCUAUGGGGUUACCUCAAGUUCGUAUCCCUGCCUUCCAGCGACCAUCCGACUAUGACCUUGGCCCCGCCGAUGGAUCGGUCUUCCCUGAGCGCGCAGCCGUGACCGUUGAGUCUAUGCAUUACGAGGACGGCCAUUCUGCAGGCUACAGCCAAUCCCCCGCAUACAUGCAUCCCAACGCCCCAGCUGGAGCUCUCUUUGACUAUGGAGGAUCUCCCUGGAGCCCUAAGAUCUGGGACUCAGUGCUGGGUAUGAGUAGGCCCACCAAUGGGUCACUCUACCCCGAUCCAGGGGCCAACAACUCUAUAGCCCAAUCCCCCUUCUCCUACAUGCUUCCAAGCCAGGGUCUAUCAUCUACAGAAGAUCCACAAUCAACAACAGUGGCAAUGGCGAGUAUCUCAUCGGGCGAUAUCCCAGGCUCGGAUCGAACUCUUCCAACACCAACCUGCCGCAGCACAUUAGCAGGACUAGUCUUCGCGCCGACAGAACCAGCAUCUAGCUUGUCCCUUCCAAUGGAAUCCAGGCCAGGUUUUUGGAGUCCCCGUUUCGGGCCAUCCCAAGAUAAUCGCAGCCCUGCCCAUGCAUUUCCCACCACUGUCCUCUUCAGCAACAGUCCUCCACCAACAACAAGAUGCCCAACAACAGGCACAAACCCAGACCUACUCUUCUCCAGUCUAGCGAUGCCCAUAACAACAGAAGAAAUCAUCUCAUCAACCCUCUCCCCAACAACAGCACCUCCCACCAUAACCCCCAGUACUACAUCCUACUCCAUCGAACCUCUCGACACAACCACAGACUCCCGCCCAAACACAACCACAACUCAAAUCCCAGCAUCCACUUCCACAGACCGCUCUAUAUGCCGUGGGAUCUACCACGACCGAACCACCGCUGGCCAGCGUCUCGUCGCGCUAACAGCCGACUGCACACCGGACAUCUACAACUAUGCCAGCAGUGAAAAGAGUAAGCGCGCCGAUGAUGGUCGCUCGAGUACACUGAUGAACGGUGGAUUGGAGUAUACACCUGUUCGGCACACACAUACUCCAAACCCGGCGUUCUCGUUUGGUUUGCUUCAUGAUGAAUUACCUGAGUUUCAUCGUCCGGUUGUGGAGGGUGUGCAUCGGGCGCCAGUUUCGCCGUUGGGGAAUCAGGGUAGUUAUUAG